Peniophora sp. CBMAI 1063 is the source of this 1929-nucleotide messenger RNA. Lineage: Eukaryota; Fungi; Basidiomycota; Agaricomycetes; Russulales; Peniophoraceae. The record is from the annotation of a GenBank genome assembly.
AUGUCUGAACCUCCCGCUCCCUCGUUCAGGUUUACGGACUUGCCGGCUGAGCUAGUCGUAUCGAUUAUCUUGUUCGCCCAGACAGCUUGGCACAAGGAGCAAUUCUCCGCGCAAGCACCAUACGCUGGUGUGAAGCGAUACGAGGUACCGCGACCUCCGUCUACGUCGUCCGCCGUACCCCCAUGCUGCAGGGGCGUGACAUGGGAUUUCAGCAGGCCUACCUGCAUACGGUCAUCUGGUCUUCCUCUUCGGUUGCCUUCCCCCGCCCACAGCGCUUCUCAGGUGUGCAGAUGGCUCCGCGGCAUACUGCUGGAGGAGAACUCGGCGAUCUGGCGACUGGACAAUACCCUCUACCCAUCGAUCGCCAAGCGCUCUGGAGAGACCCGCAGCAUCUCAAAUGGACGGACUGCCUUGGAGUAUGGUACCCGCAGCCUAGUGGCGGUCGAUGUCUGCACGUGCAUCCUGCGCAGCCUCCGCUCUUUCUACUGCAGUCUCGAGCGCGUCAAGCUUAGACUGCCCUGGUCCGGCGAUGGGACCCUGGCGUCCGAGCUACAGCAAUUCGUGCGCGACACCAGAUCGCAUGCAGACAGCCGUCUGCGUCAUAUCGACAUCGAGGCUCUGGACGCAGACCCCCUUCACGUUGAGGAUGGUCCACGCCGACGUAUGGUGGCUAUUCAUAUGGUCGGGUUGCUUACCUGUCGCGAAUCUGGCGGCAAUAUCAUCUUUUUCUCAGGCGUUAUGACUUCACUGUCUGUUCACCAAGGUCCCGACGUCGACGUAGUUUUCGGCACAGCACUGUCAGUCGCUCUUUCAGCCUGUGCCAGCACACUGGAGUUCUUGACGAUUGACAUUGCGGCCGGCUUUGUCGCGGAGAUACAGGGCAACCUGACGUUCCCAAGGCUUCGCUACUUCAGGCUUUGCACGCAUCCCACGUUCGGGGCCAUCCUACUAGGUUGGAUGGUGUUGCCCUACUCGCUUGAUCUCCAUCUCGAGCCGGUCGAUUCCUGGAGAGCAUGUUUCACUGAGAAGCAUGAAGGAGUAUAUGAAGUACCUUUUUGGCCAUCGAGGCAUGCGCCUGUAGGGUACUUCAACAACAAUUCUAAGUGGCCUACCAACUUUGCCCGAAGUCUGGCGCAGCCGCACCGGACCGCCAGCAUCCAUAGUCCCGCCGCCCCAACGUAUGCCUUCGACGCUGGCGAUCCAGCAAAAGCCCUGUGGUGGCGGUCGACCUUGGUGAUGGGACUAGAUGUGCGCAUCGAUCCGUCCACGAAGUCACGCGAGCCGGCGGCGGCGCGGUUCCCAGAGCUGGUCAGCAUGACUUUCGCCGAGUCAGUAGACGAGCUCAGACCGGUCUUGGAGGACCCGGUGGCUCGCGAUUGGGAAAGGAGUGGGGACCUAGAGGGCAAGACCGCGGCCAGGCGAUCCCUCACCUUCAGAGACGGGCAGUUCUUUGAGCGAAAACGGGCGCGGGACUUUAAUAGUCAAUAUCCGAAGGCGUUGUACGACACCCUCCGAUACGUACUCGCCGCGGUCCCUGGGCCUUCGACAACAGGCGUGCACGAGCUGGUCUUCGCCAAGGACAGCUGGCUUCCAGAUCGGUCUCUGGGUUAUGAGCACAUCCUAGAGAGAUUCAGAUCUCUUAGGGCACUGCAUUUUGAUAGCCCCGCACUCCCCGCGGACGCGCGGUUCAAGCAGAACAUGGAGGGGCGCUUUGCGUCCGAGCAUCUACAAGCCCUGGCUUUAAGCCUGAACGUUCCGGGCACCGGCGGCGUAUACCUCUGUCCAGUGCUGGAAGAGAUCCAUCUGCAAGUGGCUUUCGAUAGGCUGCGGCAGUGGCUGGCACCCUAUAGCUGGGAAGAAACUUUCAAUUCACCAGGCCAUCUUGCAUCCGGCGCUCACAAGAUUCGCCUGAGUCCCAGAUGCGUCUAG